AUGCUUUUAACUCAGUACGCUCUUUUCACUUCGCUUCUUGCCGCCACCUCCCAGGCCUGGCUGCCCGGUGAGCACCGACAAAUCAUCUCCCGCGACGGAGUUGAUCUCUUCAACCGAAGCAGCCUGCACGAAGCAGGACUGCUGAGGAAACGAUACCUCCCGGACAACUACGGAAACGACAAGAACGCCAUCCGAGGCGUCAACUUGGGGUCGCUCUUCAUUGUGGAGGACUGGCUGUCGGACGAUGUCUUCAAAGGGUUCGGUUGUUCCAACAAGUCGGAGUUUGAUUGCGUCUUGUCGAUCAACGAUCAAGACAAAGCCAACCGUGACUUCCGGGGUCACUGGGGGUCUUGGAUCACGAAGGAUGACUUCACGCAAAUGGUCUCCUACGGCCUGAACACCGUCCGUAUCCCUGUGGGGUACUGGUUCCUCGAAAGCAUCGUCGACAAGAGCGAACACUUCCCCAAAGGCGGUGAACAUUAUCUGGACCAGGUCGUCGGGUGGGCCAAGGACGCUGGCCUGUACGUGAUCAUCGUCCUCCACGGCGCACCCGGCGCUCAGGCCACAGACGCCUUCACUGGCCAACUCAACCCGACUCCAGGCUUCUACAGCACCUACAACUACGACCGAGCCUACCAGUGGCUCGAGUGGAUCACGAACAAAGUCCACACGAACCCAGUAUACUCGACCGUCGGCACGCUGGAACUGGUCAACGAGCCGGAACGCAAUUCCGACACGGCGAAAUAUCCCGACGCCAAAGCGAACACGGACAGCAUGCGCCAGACAUACUAUCCGACUGCGUGGUCGAAGAUCCGCGCCAAGGAGUCCUCCCUGAAUGUACCAUCGGACUCACAGCUUUCGAUCAUGAUGAUGGACCAGAAAUGGGGCUCCGGCGACCCCAAAGAGUACCUCCCAGACCUGAACCUCGCGGCCUACGACGACCACCAGUACGUCAAGUACGCGGGCGUCGCCGAGGACAAGGACGCGUAUCUCCGGUUCUCAUGCAACGACGAUCGGUCCGGCAACUGGCCUGUCUUCGUGGGCGAGUGGUCCCUCUCUGUCGCGACGGACGUGGAGUGGACGGACGAGUGGAAUCCCAACAGGGAUGAGAACAAGGACUUUUACCGCAAGUGGUGGGCCGCGCAGGUCAUCUCGUACGAGAAGACGGCACAGGGUUGGGUCUUCUGGACAUGGAAAACAUCAGGCAGUCUCAACGAUCCGCGCUGGGACUACAAGAUGGGUGUUGCCGCGGGGUUGAUCGGGACGAAUAUAGACAGUGCUUACAGCAUGGGUGCGUGCAGCUAG
This is a messenger RNA of Cladophialophora yegresii CBS 114405, 1305 nucleotides long. RefSeq lists its product as uncharacterized. Gene Ontology annotation, biological process: glucan catabolic process. The transcript is spliced from 4 exons. Gene Ontology annotation, cellular component: extracellular region; cell surface. NCBI's taxonomy places the organism in Eukaryota, Fungi, Ascomycota, Eurotiomycetes, Chaetothyriales, Herpotrichiellaceae. The record is from RefSeq and is a predicted model, not a curated record. Gene Ontology annotation, molecular function: beta-glucosidase activity. The coding region runs from base 1 to 1305 and encodes 434 amino acids.